ACUGUUUACAUCCAUGAAUCGUGGAUUCGUGGCCAAGUAGAAGUUGAUAUUUUUAGUAAUUUUUGUUUUAAAUAUACAGUAUAUUAUAUACUGUACGAAAAUAAGCUAAUUGGCAAUUUUUUAAGUACAACAUGGAGUCAGCCAUACAAUCAACGCUGAACGAGUCGAAAAAAAUCGAGGAUCAGAUAUCUUCAAUUUUAACAGCGUUGGAAAUGGACGAAUUGAUUCAAGAGGCGAAUCUAUUGUCCUUGCCCACGCCUACAGAGAAUGAACAACUUGCAAAUUCUGUCCGCAAGUCUACGAUGACCGGCAGGAAGGGAAAAGUGGGCGCAAUGACGGCGUCACAACAGAAAAGGAAAUCGAUGGAAAUGGAUUCUUCAAAAAUGCCCAUGCCAGUACAAUCCAGCAUGUCGAAAGAUGGUCAAAGACGCCCAUUUUCCAAUUAUCAAGUGAUCGAGUCGUCAAUAUUCCUUGUUCCAGUCAUGGAUGAAUGGGUUUUCGGAAUGACGAUGGUUAAUGCGUCUGAAAUAGCUCAGAACGUGCCAGAAUUGGUGUUAAACCUCGCUCCACAGGAAAAGGACGCGGUGGACAAGCCCUGCAAGGUCUUUCAUUACACGGUGCAAAUUCAUCCAUUGGAUGUAAAAUUCGGAACGAUGGAAAGCAGGAAUGUUGGAGAUGGUAUCCCAUUCCAUGACACGUUCGUUUCAAACUUAACUAGUGAUCAGACUAUACAGAUCCAACCAGGGUGUCAAGUUCUUGCCACGGCAACUUUUCAACUGAAAGUUCUUGGUAGUACAAAUUCAUUGGAUCUUAUCGUUUCCGUGAUGUUAAAUGGGACGCACAUACGGUCUAAAAAGGUUCCCAUAUUGGCUGACAGUUUGGGAGAGUUGAAAUAUCAUGAAACCACAUUCCUUCUUCACCAGUCCAGCAUUUUAAUGGCAUUGGGAAAAUAUAAGGAAUCUUUCGAAAUGAAUCGUUUGUUGUCCCAAGGCGAUAAAAGUCCUCACAAGGCUGUUGAAAAGUUUCUGGGUACUUUAGGAUUUGAAAAGAUAUGUGACGAUUCUGUAGGUAUUGAUACCGUGGUGGACACAUUUUCAUUAGUCAGCAAUCAUCUUUCUCCAUUAUGGGGGAGCACAGUCAAACUCAAGAAAUGUUUCCGGAACAUCAAUACAAUUCAAUGUGUAUUUGCGGCAAGAUCAACUCUACAGUUCCACAUUUUUACACAACUUUUUCAAACCUGGCUGGAAAGAGAAGGACGACAAGAAAGAAACCAGGGCCUAACUGGACUCUGCGUUCGAGCAAUAGCAUCGCCGUCUGAUGACAAAAAUGUACUGAAGACUAUUCACAACGAAGUAGAUAUUAUUACAGAUCUCGUAGAUUUAAAACAUAAAUCUCUAGUACAACCUGAAAAGGAUUCUUCUUGGAUUAACGAGUUUAUUGUUUGUUUACGUUCGACGGAUGAUGUAUUCAUGAAUCAUUUGAGUGCUUUAUGAAUUAUGAUUAAAAUAAGUAAACAUAUUUUA
Molecule: messenger RNA, 1523 nt
Organism: Folsomia candida
Lineage: Eukaryota; Metazoa; Arthropoda; Collembola; Entomobryomorpha; Isotomidae
Exons: 7
Coding region: 132-1493 (453 amino acids)
Source: RefSeq, a predicted model, not a curated record